Messenger RNA from Knipowitschia caucasica, 282 nucleotides. The record is from the annotation of a GenBank genome assembly. NCBI's taxonomy places the organism in Eukaryota, Metazoa, Chordata, Actinopteri, Gobiiformes, Gobiidae.
AUGAACCGUGCAGCCCCCUGCGCUCUGGUUCAGCACCUUGGACAGCGGCGCACGCUCCUGUGCUCACGGAGAGUGGCUCGUGGAGGGGGCGUGGUUGUGAGGGAGGGGCCCAUGUCCCCUGGAGCAGAGGACGGAGUGGACACACGCUGGGCACGCACAGAUCCGCCCACGGAACAGCGUGUGGGGCGCGUGGACUGUGGAUCUGUCCCCGCAGGAGCCGCUCAUGCUCGUGACACCCCACGCGCUACAAGUCUCAGCCAGAAGCCCACUUUUCCUCUUUGA